AUGGUCAAGGAAACUAAGUUUUACGACGCAUUGGGAGUAGCGUCGAACGCCUCCGACGCAGAGUUGAAAAAGGCAUACAGAAAAGCAGCGUUGAAGUACCACCCUGACAAAAACCCAACACCAGAAGCAGCAGAAAAAUUCAAAGAAAUCUCGCAUGCCUACGAGAUCUUGUCCGACGACCAAAAGAGAGACAUUUACGACCAGUAUGGAGAGGAAGGGUUGUCGGGACAAGGAGGCGCCGGCAUGAAUGCCGACGACAUCUUUUCCCAGUUCUUUGGUGGCGGGUUUGGCGGCCAGCCACAGAGACCCACUAGGGGCAAGGAUAUCAAGCACAGUAUCUCGUGUUCGUUGGAGGACUUGUACAAGGGCAAAACCACCAAGUUGGCGUUGAACAAGACCAUCUUGUGCAGGGAGUGCGAAGGAAGAGGCGGGGCUGUAGGCAAAGUGCAGGAAUGUCCCGAUUGUCAUGGUAGCGGCAUGAAAUUCGUCACGAGGCAAAUGGGUCCAAUGAUUCAAAGAUUCCAAACCGUGUGUGACAAGUGUCAAGGCAAAGGGGACUUGUGCCACGAAAAGGACAGAUGCACCGUUUGUAAAGGCAAAAAGACCGAAAAUGAAAGGAAAAUAUUGCAAGUCCACGUUGAUCCCGGUAUGAAGGACGGCCAAAGAAUUGUUUUCAGUGGCGAAGGUGACCAAGAACCCGGCAUUACGCCCGGUGACGUCAUUUUCAUUAUUGACGAAAAACCAAACGCCGAGUUCCAAAGAAAAGGCAACGACUUGUUCAAAGAAUACGAAGUUGAUUUAUUGACGGCUUUGGCGGGUGGAGAAAUUGCCUUCAAGCACAUUUCUGGGGACUGGAUAAAGAUAAACAUCAAUCCGGGCGAAGUGGUCUCCCCCGGUGAAGUCAAGUUGGUUGAAGGUAAAGGUAUGCCAAUUUACAGACAAUCAGGUUACGGUAACUUGAUUCUCAAAUUUUCAGUCAAAUUCCCUCCUACUCAUUUUGCCGAUGAAGAUAAGCUUAAACAGCUCAAUUCCAUCUUGCCUCCUAGACAGGAAGUCUUCAUUCCUGAAGAUGCCGAGGUUGACGACUGUGAUAUGGUGAAGUAUGAUCCUGCUAAGCACCAACAAAGAAGAAGACACGAUGCAUAUGACUCUGAUGAUGAAGAAGGUCGUGGAGGCAACCCUGGUGUGCAAUGUGCUUCACAGUAA
Messenger RNA from Lodderomyces beijingensis, 1206 nucleotides. The record is from the annotation of a GenBank genome assembly. NCBI's taxonomy places the organism in Eukaryota, Fungi, Ascomycota, Pichiomycetes, Serinales, Debaryomycetaceae.